AAACAACUGGAUUAAACACACCGGGAUGUAAAUGGGAUGUAAACGUUUGGAUUACCGGCGAGCGCAGGACAGUCCACUAAAAGCGGUUCAAAUGCUGUGGGUGAACCUGAUAAUGGACACACUGGCCUCGCUAGCCUUGGCCACAGAGAUGCCGACCUCUUCCCUGCUGUUACGCAAGCCGUACGGCCGCACGAAACCACUCAUAUCCAGAACAAUGAUGAAGAACAUCAUUGGACAUGCAAUUUAUCAAUUGGUUGUUAUAUUUUUUCUUUUGUUUGGAGUGACAAAUUUUUUGAUAUCGAUUCUGGACUGCACGUCUCGCUGAACUCCUUUCCCACACAACAUUUCACUAUAAUAUUCAACACAUUUGUAAUGAUGACACUAUUCAAUGAAGU
This is a messenger RNA of Medioppia subpectinata, 395 nucleotides long. Lineage: Eukaryota; Metazoa; Arthropoda; Arachnida; Sarcoptiformes; Oppiidae. The record is from the annotation of a GenBank genome assembly.